This is a messenger RNA of Gracilinanus agilis (Agile Gracile Mouse Opossum), 606 nucleotides long. It is a transcript of the gene IFNK, whose product is annotated as interferon kappa. Gene Ontology annotation, biological process: B cell proliferation; humoral immune response; T cell activation involved in immune response. The transcript has a single exon. Gene Ontology annotation, cellular component: extracellular region. NCBI's taxonomy places the organism in Eukaryota, Metazoa, Chordata, Mammalia, Didelphimorphia, Didelphidae. The record is from RefSeq and is a predicted model, not a curated record. Bases 1 to 606 code for a protein of 201 amino acids. Gene Ontology annotation, molecular function: cytokine activity; type I interferon receptor binding.
AUGCUCAACAUCCAACAAUAUUUAAUGCCCUCAUACCUCUUAUUUUUGUUGGUCACCAGCAUCUCUUCUCUGGACUGCAAUUCACUUUAUUUCUACCUAAGAAAUGUCAGCUGGGAUGGCAUGAAACUUUUGAGCAAGAUGAGCAAAGAGUUUCCUUUUCAAUGUCUAAAUACAACGAUGGACUUUGAGUUUUCCCAGGAGCUUCUACCACCUGACCAAUCUUUAAUGGAUGUUAAGAUAGCCAUCUAUGAAAUGUCCCAACAAAUUUUCAACAUCUUCAGUCAGAAUUACCUCCCACUCACAUGGAAAGAGGAAAAUAUUCAAAAAAUUCAAAUUAGACUUGAUCAACAAACUGAGUAUCUACAAAGAUGUUUGGAGGAAGAUGAGAAAGAAAAGGAGGCCCUGGAGAAAGAGGAUGAAGAUGAAAUUAGUUACUCAGGUCUUGCUGUUCUCCAGCUGAACAACUUGGAACUGAAGAAAUAUUUCAAGAAAAUAGGCAGUUUCCUAAAGGAGAAGAAAUACAGCCACUGUGCAUGGGAGAUAGUCCGACUGGAAAUGAGGAGAUGUUUCUACACACUUCAGAAACUCAUAUCACAACUCAAAUAA